UACAAAAUACAGUUUGACCGUUGUCAUCACUUUUUCGACCAACAUCUGGACUGAAUUCUUAUCGUGAUUGCAUCGUUUUCAUAGAAGAAAUACAGCUGAGACUUGUGUAACCUCAUAAAACCCCAAGGGACAGCACUGAUCCCUGCUGUUUCAACUCUUCUGUUGAUUGCUAUGACGGCUUCCACGGAGUCCACUGCGGCCACUAAGAGACGUGUCAAGUCCACCACCAAUAGAAUAGGAUCUACUGAAAAAGUGGAGCAGGGGCAAUGGGGAAGAGCCUGGGAAGUGGACUGGUUCUCUCUGACCAGUGUGAUCCUGCUCCUCUGCCUAGCCCCUUUCAUCGUCUUCUUCUUUGUCAUGGCCUGUGACCAGUAUCAGUGCUCCAUCACCUGGCCUCUCCUGGACCUUUACGGUGGCAAGGCCACCCUUAUGUCCAUCUGGAACCGGGCUCCCUCCAUCACCUGGACUGCUGCAAAAAUCUACACCAUCUGGGUCACCUUCCAGGUGGUGCUUUACAUGUUUGUCCCUGACGUCACUCACAAGUUCCUUCCAGGCUAUGUGGGUGGAGUUCAGGAGGGAGCACGCACACCAGCAGGUCUCAUAAACAAGUAUGAGAUAAAUGGCCUGCAGUCUUGGAUCAUAACCCACGCUCUGUGGUUUGCCAAUGCCUAUCACUUCCAUUGGUUCUCCCCCACCAUCAUUUUUGACAACUGGAUUCCUCUGCUUUGGUGCACCAACAUCCUAGGCUAUGGUGUGUCUACAUUUGCCUUUGUCAAGGCGUACCUCUUCCCCACCAAUGCUGAGGACUGCAAAUUCACUGGGAAUUUCUUCUACAACUACAUGAUGGGGAUCGAGUUCAAUCCCCGCAUUGGGAAGUGGUUCGACUUCAAACUCUUCUUCAAUGGAAGGCCUGGGAUUGUCGCCUGGACGCUCAUAAACUUAUCUUAUGCUGCCAAACAGCAAGAGCUCUAUGGACAAGUGACAAACUCCAUGAUUCUGGUCAAUGUGCUUCAGGCAGUCUAUGUCUUGGAUUUCUUCUGGAAUGAGGCAUGGUACCUGAAGACCAUUGACAUCUGUCACGACCAUUUUGGCUGGUACCUGGGCUGGGGGGACUGCGUCUGGCUGCCCUUCCUGUACACCCUGCAGGGCCUGUACCUCGUCUACCACCCGGUGCAGCUGUCUACUGCCAAUGCUGUCGGGGUCCUCCUCCUGGGCUUGGUAGGGUACUAUGUCUUCCGCAUGACCAACCACCAGAAAGACCUUUUCCGCCGCACCGAGGGUAACUGCACCAUCUGGGGCUGCAAGCCAGCCUACAUCGAGUGUACCUACAGCUCGAUGGAUGGGCAGACACACCACAGCAAACUGCUGAUCUCAGGCUUCUGGGGCGUCGCCCGCCACCUCAAUUAUACGGGCGACUUGAUGGGCUCACUGGCUUACUGUAUGGCCUGUGGUGCCGGCCACCUGUUGCCCUACUUCUACAUCAUCUACAUGACCAUCCUGCUGGUGCACAGGUGCAUCCGUGAUGAGCACCGUUGCCACAGCAAGUACGGCAAAGACUGGACACGUUACACUGAUGCUGUGCCUUACAGGCUGCUACCUGGGGUCUUUUAAAAAAGCGUUGGGGGUUGGCCCAGCUAAGAUGUAAUUGUUUUGCUGCUGCUAUGAUACCACAACAUGACAAUGUUCCCUCAAAGUUUCACAGUUGCUGUAUGAAUGUUAUGAAUUAGCUGAGGGUCCUUGCAUGGUGUAUUUCUCCUUUGUUGUGAUGAAGAAGACAGAAAUGAGCCACUGACGUAGUACUAGGGAAAGGGAAAUAGAUCACAUUCCCUGAAACUUUUUAGUUAAUAUACAGUACCGAUCAAAAGUUUAGA
Molecule: messenger RNA, 1871 nt
Organism: Megalops cyprinoides (Indo-Pacific tarpon)
Lineage: Eukaryota; Metazoa; Chordata; Actinopteri; Elopiformes; Megalopidae
Product: 7-dehydrocholesterol reductase-like
Exons: 9
Coding region: 172-1611 (479 amino acids)
Biological process (GO): cholesterol biosynthetic process; brassinosteroid biosynthetic process
Cellular component (GO): endoplasmic reticulum membrane
Molecular function (GO): 7-dehydrocholesterol reductase activity
Source: RefSeq, a predicted model, not a curated record